AACCUCUGAACCACACACCCAUUCAUCCUUCGGUGGUCAUCAUCAACUUAUUACCUCCCACGAUGACGUCCAUAGCGGAGGGACUCUUCAAGUCUCUUCCCAAGCCGAAAUACACCGGCGAGGAGGAGGAACUCCCCCAACACGCGCAGCCCCGAGGACCCCGGAUCGUGGGCCCCGGCCAACUCGAUGAAUCCCAGAUCGUACUCCGGAGAACCGGACCACCUCCCUACCAAAACCGCGCUGGAUGGCGCCCGCGCGCCCCGGAGGACUUCGGCGACGGGGGCGCGUUCCCGGAGAUCCUGGUUGCGCAGUACCCGCUGGACAUGGGGCGGAAGGGGGCGGCAUCGACGUCGAACGCGCUGGCGGUGCAGGUGGACGCGGAAGGGAAAGUGAAAUACGACGCGAUCGCGCGGCGGGGCCACAGCGAUAACCGGGUCGUGCACGCCAGCUUCAAGGACCUGAUCCCGCUGCGGCAGCGGGUCGACAUGGGCGAGAUCUCGCUCGACCGGCCCUCGGAGGAAGAAGUGCAGGCGCAGAUGGAGAAGACCAAGAACGCCCUGGCCAGUUUGGUGGAGGGCGCCGUGUCGGCGCAGAAGCCCAAGAACGUGCGCGGGGGCGGGCGCCGCGCCGAGCCGACUUUCGUGCGCUACACGCCCGCGAACAACCAGAUGGGCGAUGCCUCGCGUGGGAAGAAUGAUCGGAUUAUGAAGAUCGUUGAGCGUCAGCAGGAUCCGAUGGAGCCGCCGAAGUUCAAGCAUAAGAAGAUCCCCCGUGGCCCGCCCUCGCCUCCGCCUCCCAUUAUGCACUCUCCGCCUCGCAAGUUGACUGCUGAAGAUCAGGAGGCUUGGAAGAUCCCCCCCCCUGUCUCCAAUUGGAAGAAUCCCAAGGGUUAUACUGUGCCCUUGGAUAAGCGCCUCGCUGCUGAUGGGCGCGGCUUGCAGGAUGUUACGAUUAAUGAUAAGUUUGCUCAGUUUGCUGAGGCGCUGUUUACCGCCGAUCGCCAUGCUAGGGAGGAGGUGCGCUUGCGCGCCCAGAUGCAGCAGAAGUUGGCGGAGAAGGAGAAGGCGCAGAAGGAGGAGCACCUGCGCGCUUUGGCUCAGAAGGCCCGCGAGGAGAGGGCCGCUGCUACCAGCGGUGGUGGUGGUCGUCGCCAGGAUUCGCGGUCGCCGCCUUCGCGUAGUGUCAGCCGCAGCCCCUCGAGAUAUUCUGACCGGUCCCGCACGCCGAGCGACGACGAGAGCGGCGCCCGCGAGCGCGAGCAGCUGCGUCGCGAGCGGAGGCAGGAGGCGGAGCGCCAGCUGCGGCAGUCGCGCAUGGGCACGGAGCGCCGCAUCCAGAUGAUGGCGCGCGAGCAGAACCGCGAUAUUUCGGAGAAGGUCGCGCUGGGCCUGGCCAAGCCGACGCAGUCGUCCGAGGCCAUGUACGACUCGCGCCUGUUCAACCAGACGAGCGGAAUGAGCUCCGGGUUCAACGAGGACAACCCCUACGACAAGCCGCUGUUCGCCGCGCAGGACGCCAUCAACAGCAUCUACCGUCCGCGUGCGCAGGUCGAUGACGACGACGACGGCGGCGAGGGCGCCGGCGAGGAGAUGAGCAAGAUCCAGAAGUCGAGCCGGUUCGAGGUUCUGGGACGCGCCAAGGAGGGCUUCAAGGGUGCCGAUUUAGCAGAAGCUCGUGACGGUCCCGUCCAGUUCGAAAAGGACACGACAGAUCCCUUCGGCAUCGACAGCAUGAUCGCCGACGUCACGGGAGGCGGAGGAUCAUCGGGCCAGAAGCGUUACGGCCUUGAGGAGGUCGAUCGCUCCGAGCGAGGAUCCAAACGGGCCCGUGUCGAUGAUGAUUGAUUAUGGAGAGGAGGGUUUGGUCUGGAACUGUAUUUGUGAUUCCUUAGGUAUUUUUUUUCUUUGUCAUGCAUUGCGGGCGUUGUGAUUCACUUUCUCGGGAGCAGUUUCUCUCCGGUGCCAUUUAAUUCAAAUCAAAAGAACAGACAGAUAUGAUGUAUAUCUCUUCUCGCGAUCAUACUGUAAAAUAGCCGCAUACACGUGAAGAACUUCCGGAAGGGCAGAAAAAGCAUGACUAUACCUUCCCCAAUUCCGCC
Aspergillus homomorphus CBS 101889 is the source of this 2098-nucleotide messenger RNA. Its product is annotated as SKIP/SNW domain-containing protein. Gene Ontology annotation, cellular component: spliceosomal complex. The transcript has 3 exons. The record is from RefSeq and is a predicted model, not a curated record. Gene Ontology annotation, biological process: mRNA splicing, via spliceosome. NCBI's taxonomy places the organism in Eukaryota, Fungi, Ascomycota, Eurotiomycetes, Eurotiales, Aspergillaceae. Bases 63 to 1844 code for a protein of 593 amino acids.